Messenger RNA from Colletotrichum lupini, 315 nucleotides. RefSeq lists its product as uncharacterized. Bases 1 to 315 code for a protein of 104 amino acids. NCBI's taxonomy places the organism in Eukaryota, Fungi, Ascomycota, Sordariomycetes, Glomerellales, Glomerellaceae. The transcript is spliced from 2 exons. The record is from RefSeq and is a predicted model, not a curated record.
AUGUCCUGCGAUUACACCAUCGUCGAAAGAUGGGUACCCAUUUACGGUGUUAUCACUAGUAUCAAAUAUGUCUCACUAUCUAAACAAGGCGCUGACACCGCCAAUGUAGUUGAGUUCGGAUGUCAUGACAUGAACGCGUCACAGGUGGUUAUAGUCGCGAGAUUGUAUUGGAAAGAGUUCUCAUCUUGUAGGAUGAAAGGGCAUUCGCAUCUGGUAUUGAAUUUUGGCGCUGAUGAUAUUCUUCAGACUGCCCUCAGCGAAUCACUUUCGGAAGUGAACUGGAAUCAGAGCAACGCCUGGGAACCUCGAUAUUGA